AUGACAGACUUCGAAAAGGCGUACGAAAAGGCGAUCGCAGACAAGAUUCUUCCUGGAUAUGCUCUUCUCGCGGGCAACAAGGACGCCCUGAGGUGUGUCGAGGAAGGACGAAUCACGCUCGAUGAAGACGUGGCCAGAUACUUGCCUAGUAUUGGAAAGUACGGUAUUAUGACGAGCUUCGACGAAAGGACGAAUGAGGCGGUCACUGUGCCCAACACCACGCCGAUCACCCUGAGGCAAGCGAUGCUUCUGAGUCACACGAAUGGCCACGAGUACGAUUGGCUCAACCCUGAUUUGACGAAGUGGCGCGCAAGCCGCGGAGAGAUCCCAUCUUGUGGACCAACUAUUGAGGAAAAACAUACCCUGCCGCUUCUCUACGAACCAGGCACCAGCUUCAAAUACGGCCCGGGAUCGGAUUGGGCAGGCAAGGUCAUCGAGAAAGUGUCGGGGAAGACACUCGAUGCCGUCAUGAAGGAGAAGAUCUGGGAUCCUCUUGGGAUAACAGACAUCAGCUUCUUCCCAAAAGAGAGAUCCGAUAUCAAAGAUCGCGUGGCGAACAUCAGCACGCUCAAUGAGCAGGGUGAGGGGCCGGCGACGGAUGCUGGAGGGUUCGACGUGUUCGUCGAUGCCACAGACUGCCUAGGAGGUGUAGGUGCUUUCGCGAGCGCAGAAGCCUACUUUAUCUUUCUUCAAUCCGUAUUGAAGCGCGACUCGAGGCUUUUGAACGACGACUCUUGGGACGAGCUUUUCAAACCGCAGCUCGAUGAGAGAUGCAAGGAGGAGCUGAACGACUACCUCAAGUCUUCACCUCUUCACACGCAGCUUCUUGGUAUGGGUCUACCUGCAGAUAUCGAGAAGCAAUGGUCGUUCGCUGGAAUGAUAGCCGAACAAGGCCAGGAAGGACGUAUGAAUGCUCGGACAGUCUGCUGGGGCGGCGUUCCUAGUUUGACCUGGUAUCUCGACUUCGAAGCUGGGGUCUGCGGUGUGGCGUUCUGCCAGGUCAUACCGCCGAUGAGCCCGCGCAUAUUGAAGCUGCAUGAAUUGUUUCAAAGAGCAAUUUAUGAGAAGGUGGCCGCCUGA
Molecule: messenger RNA, 1080 nt
Organism: Alternaria incomplexa
Lineage: Eukaryota; Fungi; Ascomycota; Dothideomycetes; Pleosporales; Pleosporaceae
Exons: 3
Coding region: 1-1080 (359 amino acids)
Source: RefSeq, a predicted model, not a curated record